Molecule: messenger RNA, 2397 nt
Organism: Notechis scutatus (mainland tiger snake)
Lineage: Eukaryota; Metazoa; Chordata; Lepidosauria; Squamata; Elapidae
Gene: TMEM158
Product: transmembrane protein 158
Molecular function (GO): peptide binding
Source: RefSeq, a predicted model, not a curated record
CACACUCGCCUCAUCUCUCGACGGCGUCCGCCUCGCCUCCACCACCUCUCCGCUGCUUCCUUUUCUGGCGGCCAGCCUCGUUAGCGCUUCCUUAAUGGAAACCUACAGCCGUCGCCGCAGCAGACCCAUGCAACCUCGUUUCCCUCCUCGGGCAUUCCUCUAAGCCCAUGCCAUGUUGCUGCCCUUUCUCCCGGCACUGUUGGCCAUUUUCGUUCCAUCCUUUCCCUCCCGAGGCUGCUCUCCCUCGGCUUCUUCAGAGUCUGGACGAAAAGAACGGACAAGACUCACUUUGCCGCCUCUCAACUCCUCUUCCUCCCCCAAGUCCUUUGAGGAUGGGGGCACGUUUCCGACAGACUUUGAGGAAGGGGGAGGAGAGGCCACCAAGGCGGCGGCGGCUGUAGCUACUCUUUCACCUGAGUCUCCCCGACCCGCGCCCCAGCAGGAGCAGCAGCCCCGCGAGGAGCCGGCGUGCAACAUAAGCGUGCAGAGACAGAUGCUGAGUUCAUUGCUGGUGCGCUGGAGCCCGUUGGGCUUCCAGUGUGACCUCGUGCUCUACUCCACCAGUGGUCCCGGCGGGCGAGCCUUUUUCUCGGCCUCCUUUCAUCGCGUUGGGCCGCCACUGCUCAUCGAGCAUCUUGGGCUAGCACCUGGCGGCAUACAGCAGGACCUCCGCCUAUGCGUGGGCUGCAGCUGGGCUCGAGGUAGGCGCGUCGGCCGCCUUCGCCCGGGCGCCUCCAAACCAGCGUCGUCGUCUCCUCCUUCGGCUGCACUCUACUCCUGGUCCACUCCGGACCACGGACAGCCUUGGCAGCAAGGGGAACGGCUCCACUUCUGCUGUCUGGAUUUCAGCUUGGAGGAUCUCAAGGGAGAUCCAGGCUGGAGGAUGAAUCGCAAGCCCAUCGAGUCCACCCUGGUGGCCUGUUUCAUGACUCUGGUCAUCAUCGUGUGGAGCGUGGCCGCCCUCAUUUGGCCGGUGCCCAUCAUCGCCGGCUUUUUGCCUAACGGCAUGGAGCAGCGGAGGAGUGCCCCCACCUCGACAUCUGGAACAACUGCAUCGAAAUGACCGCCUUCCUCCCGUAUCUGGUUCGAUGUCACCUGAGUCAUAUAGUUGAGGGGCUCCGGAUUGAGAAUCUUGCUAUAAAUUAAUUAUUUUUUGUAAUUUAAAAGGAAUCUAUUUUGUAAAUUAUUAUGUUAAAGCCAUCUUCUUGAUGUUGGAUGUAGAAGGCUGGAAUUAGGUAGAAAUCUUCAAACUGGAUUGAAGAACCUAUACCUGCUUCUCGUUAAUUUAUACCUGCUUCUAGUUAGUUUAUAGGUAUAUUUAUAAUGUGCUCAAAUUCAUAUCUAAUGAAAUGACCAAAAGCUGUGUAUUUGCUUUAUAUAUUAAAAAGAAACUCUUUUAAGUCAAUAUUUUAGUAGCAACGCACACAGAAGUCCAGUGCAUUUUGCAGUAGUUAUAAGUUAUUUGUAUACAAAUCCAAUUUGUCUUUGCAAAUGUAAAUUUACUAAAAAGAAACUUUUUGGCAGUACUUAAAUUUGCUAACAUAGUAUUUGAUGGAUCUGAAUUUUAUAAUUGUGUGUGUGUGUGUUGUUGGUUAUUAGGGAUACUGUGUGAUUUCUUAUAUAAAUAUGUUCAAAUAUUAAUAUAGAUUUUCUUUGCUGAAAUGUCCAGACUUUGCAUGGUAUUUUUCUAUCAAAGUGAUUUUGCAAGUACAAAUCAAAUAGAGGAAGAAGCAGAGCGUUGGGGCUCUCUUUACCCUUAACAUUCAAUAUAAAACACAUUGUGGAAUGAUGAAUAGUCAUUCUUUUAUUCUUCUGAUUUGGUAAGUCAAAUCUUUGAAAAGAUUGAUAAAGCUGCCUUCUCCAACUUAAUAUGGCAAAGAAUUCAACAGUUGCCGCAUAUCUAGGGGAUGCUACAAGGAUAAGGUUGUCUAAUUUCUGAUGUAAUCUGUUUUAUCUCCUUUUUAUAGUAACAAGAAUUCUACCAUUAAUAGGUUGCAGAUAGAGUGUACGUUGUAUGCAGAACCCAUGGUGGUAUGUAAUUUAUAAUAAGUAUAGUUAGCCUAACACCCUCUACCCCAUUUGUUAAAAACCUCUGUGAGACAACUGCCAACUAAAUGUACAUUCAGUAAGAUUCUGCUAAUUCAGAAUAUUAAUUCUAAAUUUGGAAAAGUAGGGUUCAACCUGGAUAAAUUAAAAAAUAGUCACACAUUGUGUAAUUAUAGCAAGUUCCUGCACAUUAUUCUGAAAUUGUUCAGAAUAAUCAUUUUUUUUCUAAUUGCUUCCCAGUCAAAUCGGAGAAAAUUAUGGAGAGAAGUGUGCAGAUAUAUUUGCUUGUCUUCUGAUUUGCACCAUAAUGUUAACAUGAACCUUUUUGAAUAUGACAAGUGUGCUUUGGAA